This is a messenger RNA of Ectocarpus siliculosus, 4935 nucleotides long. The record is from the annotation of a GenBank genome assembly. Lineage: Eukaryota; Phaeophyceae; Ectocarpales; Ectocarpaceae.
AUGAAAGGAGGCUGGGCCAAGUCCUAUGGAGGCAGCGCAGGAGCGGAAGGUUCAGGGGGAAGGGGCGGGGAUGGCGAUGGGGGAGAGGAAGAAGGCGCGGAGGGGAGAGGGGGGGACGGUGCGGUGCGGGGGGAUGCGGGCAGUGACUCCGAGGAGGAGCCGGAGUGCCGUGUUUGUAGAGGGGACGACGAGGGGGGGGCGCGUCCUUUGGUUCACCCUUGCCGCUGCCGUGGGAGCAUCAAGUACGUCCAUCAGGACUGCCUGGUCGAGUGGCUCCGAUCACGCGGGGGGGGCGGCGGGGCCGCUCGGGGUGGCGGCGGAGCAGAAGGCGGGGCGGGCGGGGUGCCUGACGACGCAAGCGCGCUGCAGGCCCAGCGGUGUGAGCUGUGCCGAGAGAAGCUGGUGUUCAAGGCGAGGUACCGCCCGGGCGCGCCGGCCAAGCUGGGCAUUUAUCAGUUCGUUCGCGGUGCCGUGCGAAGAGCGACCCCGCGUCUCCUUGACGCUUUCAGGGGAGCGCUGAACAUGCAGAUGUGGGGCCUGGCCAUCCCGGUCCUCUACUGCCUCUUGUUCCGCCUCGGGAUCGGCCUGAGCCUCCUCCUAGCCCAGGAAUUUUCCGCGAUUUUUCUGGGGGCGGGCGGCGGUGGGCCACCUUCGGCGGUCGCGGGGGGGGGGCGGGGGGUGAGCCUCCCCGGGCUAGAGAGGGUUGGGUGGGGCAGCUGGAUGGACAUUCUGGGGGACUGGUGCGGGGGCGUCGGCCUCAUGAUCGGCGUGAUGUGCUUGGGGCCGCCCUGCGUGGAGCUUGCUCUGGAGUUCGUUAACCUUGUCAAGGCGCUGCCUGUCGUGCUGGAGCGGUGGUGGUUGGGGGACGAGGACGAACUGCGAGUGGCGGGGGGGCCGCGGAACGAACAAGACCCCCCCGACGAUAUCCUCGUGGAGGUUAUGCUGGACCGUGUCCGCGACAGAGCCCUCCACGCCGCUGCCGCCGCCCACGAUGCAGCGGCUGCCGCCCACGGUGCAGCGGCCGCCGCCCGCGAUGCAGCAGCGGCUGCCACGCUGCCGCUUCCAGCUGGCAGGGCAGCGGCCGUCCCGCCAAUCGGCGAGGAAGGAGGGGAAGCGGCCGCACCUGCUGCGGCUGGCGGUGAGGUCGAAGCGUCGGGGGUACCCAGCGUUGGCGGCGGCGGCGGCGAUGUUGGUGAUUAUGACGGUAGGGCGGUGGCCGCGGCGGCGGAGGUUCCAAUUCCUCCAGAGCGAGGCGUUAUGGACGGAGAGCCGCCGGUUGUUGGCAGGGGCACAGGGGGGCCCGUAGACGGCAACAACGGCGGCGGCGGCGGCGGCGGCGGCGGCGGGGGCGGCGGCGCGGAAUUGCCUAGAGAUGGAGGAGGAGCGGCGGCCGGGGGUGGGGAGGAGGAUAACGCUGUCCCCGCUGGCGUGGGCGGCAACGGGGCACCGCAGGCGGGAGAGCAUGGAGUCGGUGUUGCUGUUCCCCCGGUAGGGGACGGUGGCGAAGGUCGCGUCCUUGCCGUUGGUGGCGGGGGGGUCGCCGCUGGGAUUCAGGGCGCCGGUGGGGGGGAGGGGGAGGGGGGGGUGCACGUGGUGCUCGGGUUGCUGGGCAGGGUGGAGUGGUUCUUGGCAGGGGUGUUGGAACAGCUGGCGGCGCCGCCGAGGGACGAGGACGUUGACGGCGAGGCGUUGUUCUUGUGGGGUUGGCCUGCCGUGGGUGCCGCGGGAAGCUUUCUGGCGUUCAUGGCGCUUCUCCUUCUGUUCGCGCAGACAGUACCAUACGCGACGUUUCACGUGGCCAGUGGAGCAGUCAACCGGAGCCGCCCGCUUCCCCUGAGGCAGCAGCGAGACACCUCCUGGUCGCCUUACUCCUUCUUCUUCCGAGAUUCCUCAUCGCCGCCACCACCACCGCCGCCAUCGUCAUCGUCAUCAUCAUCAUCAUCAUCAUCUCCGGAGGGUCCGUUCUCCCCCGCACCCCUCAGGUCGACGCCUGACUGGAGCUCCGUUUUCCGGCCGUCUCCCGCCGCAGACGCCGCCCUGUUCGUCUUGGCGCGGCCUCCUCACGUGGAAACCCACGGCGGCGGCGGCGGCGGCGGCGGUGGCGGUGGUGGCUGGGGUGAGCGGGGUGGUUUGUUGCUGUUGCCGACGGCUUCUUCGAGGGCGUGGUGGUCGAUCUCGCCAUCUGGUCGCCUCGCGAGGGUCUCUUCUUCUGCUUGGGAGACCGCUGCUGCCGGCGUGUCUGCCGGUGCCGGACCUAGUGCUGUGGCCCCGGCAGCUGCGACAGCCAGCAGCUGCAACACCCAGCAGGGAUCCGCAAACAGCAGCAGCGGUAGCAGUGGAGUCGCAGGCGCCGCGGCUGGGGGGCGUAGGGGGGAGACCGAAGGCCGGAGGGGGGACGGUGCGGCGGCGGGCGGGGGAAGCGAGGGAAGGGAGGAGUGGUACGCGAUGACGCUGUUGUUUCUGAGGGGGCCGGUGAUCCCCGGCACGUCUGGGCUGCGAGCAGGCGCGGUGAUCUGGCAAACCGUCCAGGGGCACUGCAUCCUCGCCUUGACGCUGCUGCUGCUGCUGGCCCUCUACUCGGUCGUCCGGCUCCGCUUCGUGGUCCUGGCCCGACACCUCGAGGUCGCCGCCACCGCCGGCAACAACGGCGGCGUCGACAGCGGCUUGGCCACGGGAGGGAACGGCGUUCGCGGUCAGAGAGAGAUGGGGGCCGGCGCGGGCGAUCCUAACAACGACGCCGGUGGUGGUGUUGGCGACGAAGCCGCCGCCGCCGUCGCCGUCGCUAACGCGGGCAACGCCUUUAGGAGGGGACGCGAUGGAUUCAUCCCCGGGAUGGGUCCUAGGCUUGGCGGUGGAGGGCCAGGAGGGGGAGGGAGGCUGUGGAUGCGUGGCGGUGGCCCUGCAGCCGAGGCAAGGGCGGCCGGUGGCGGCGGUGGCGGGAUGCUAGAGAGGGACGGGCAGAUGGGCCUGGAUCUCAAGGUGCUUACGAUGGGCCUCCUUGAGUUGCUCGUGCUACCCCUCUGGGUGGGUGUCGCCGCCGACCUGUUCUCGCUGCCGCUCCUGGCGUCGACACUGGAGGCACGGGCAGCUUGGGCUCUGGCCAACCCUUUCUCCUCCCUCGCUCUUCACUGGGGGGCGGGUUCGAUGGCGGUGGGCGUGGUGAGCUGCCUUGGAAGAGAGAUCGGGCGCGCCCUCAAGCCAGACCUGCUCCCUCCCUGGGCGAACAGGCCGGCAGAGCAGGGGCUCGAGGAGGUGUUGGUGCGGAUGACAAACGAGAACUUCUUGGCUCAGCUGAGGAGUUUCUUGGUGUCGGUGGUAGCCUACCCGGCUGCUCUGGCCCUCAUGGUGAUGGUGCCAACGCAUUGCAAGGGUUUCUUGGCUCCCCGGCUGACCUCUAGGUUCCUGCCCGAGUUUUGGCUAUCCCCGAUGGUUCUCGGGAUUGGGGAGCCCACUCAGGGCGACAGGCUGGGAAUGGACCUGGUCAUCGUCCACUUCAUCCUCCCCGUGGUGAUGGAACACCUCAAGAUCAGGGGGCCCGUGAGAAGGGCGGCGUGCUGGGUGCUCUCGGCGGCCUGCGGCGCCACCGGCACGAGGGGGCUUCUCCUCCACCCCGCACUCGUAGCGGGACGAGGCGCCGCUGCCAACGAUCCCGACGACCUCGAUGACCUCGAGCUACCCCAGCCGCAAGCCCCGCCGCCGCCGCCGCCGCAGAUCCCGCCUCUUCCGGUGCUUGGCAACCCUCAGCCACCGGCCGGAGGGGGGGCACAGCAGCAGCAGGCAGGCGACGGCGAGUUGAACGACAACGAAGGGGGGGCCGCAGAUGAACGGGGGGUUGGGGAGGGUGGUGGUGGUGGUGGUGGUGGUGAUGCAUAUGGCGUAGGCGGAGAGGCGCCGAGAGCCGUCCGCGGAGAGGGUGGCGCGUUAGGGGAGGGUGGCGAGGGGAUCGGCAGAGUGGAGGAGGAGGGGGGUGAUGGGGGAGGAGUCGUCGGCGGGGGGGUCGAAAGAGAGGAGGAGGGGGGCGGUGGGGGGGCAGUUGCUCAGGAGCAGGAGGAGGAGGAGGAGGAAGGGGGAGAGGGAUACGAGAGAAGGGGAGCUUUUGCGCACGUUGUGGAGGCGAUGAGGGUUUAUGCCGCGGGGUCCCUGGUGUGCAUCGCCCUCGCGGUGGUGCCGGCGGCGACGGUUCUCCUUCCUCUUGUCACAGGACGAUCCCUCUUCGCGGCGAUGGGCCUGCCGCUAGACGACGACCUCCCUCCUCUCGUAGCCGGUGGACUGCUCUGCGCGGCGUGGGCUUGGGCUCUCUCGGCGCUGAUCCGGCUGCAAGUGGCUGCCGGACAGCACCGCCGCCUUUUGUGCAACGCCCUAAUGCUUGCAGGGAAGUGGUUCGUGAUCGGCGCCCUGCUGGUGGGCGCCUUGCCCGGCCUGACGGGGCUGUUGGUCCACGACGCCCUUCGAGGGCCUCUGCCCCCCACCGAAGAGACCGCGGCCCUCACGUGGGGCAAGAUCUGGGCGCUGGGCCUAGUCUGCGUCAAACUCUGGGCGAGGUGCGUGCUGGCGGGGGCGGUGAGGGACGAGGCGUGGCAAGGACGUCUUCGGCGCUUGAGAGAGAAUGGCUUCCGAGGAGUGGACUUCAAGUUCACCAUGCUAGAGGUGUGCUUCCCCCUCCUCGACGUCGUCGGGCAGUUCUACUUCUGGCCGCACCUCUUGAACCGCUUCGCUCUCCCCCUUCUGGUGGCCAACCAGCGGGACCUCCGUGUCAUCCAGAAGGGGAUGCCUUUUGUGUUCCUCCUGCUGAAGGCUCUUUGGUCGGCUGCGAUGUUCGUGGUGAACAAGAUGAAGGCUCUCCACGACCUGAUUCGCGACGAUGAGUAUCUGGUGGGCCUGGAGCUAGAGAACAUGCCCCCUCAGGGCCACGCCGACGACGCCACGACGUCAUAG